Molecule: messenger RNA, 1528 nt
Organism: Plodia interpunctella (Indianmeal moth)
Lineage: Eukaryota; Metazoa; Arthropoda; Insecta; Lepidoptera; Pyralidae
Product: putative serine protease K12H4.7
Exons: 1
Coding region: 79-1437 (452 amino acids)
Biological process (GO): proteolysis
Molecular function (GO): dipeptidyl-peptidase activity; serine-type exopeptidase activity
Source: RefSeq, a predicted model, not a curated record
CUAAAACUUAGCUAAACCCGAGGACUGCAAAAGGUAAAAUAGUUUUAUUUAAAAAAUAGAAUAAAAAAUAUAUAGAUAAUGGACUUAUUACUCUUAAAGUUGCUAUUUAUUAAUGUAUACGUAGUAACUUCUUUUGAACAUCGUUUUUUAACUAACUGGGAGAGGCUGACAAAUAAGGUGAAAGAAUUAGGUGGUGAUUCAGCUGAAGUAAACGCAGAAGAAAAAUGGAUAUAUCAACCGGUUGAUCACUUUGAUCCGAAUGUAAACAGAACGUGGCCAAUGAAGUACUUUGAAGAUCUGUCACUAUGGCAGAGCGGCGGACCAAUAUUUUUAAUGAUUGGCGGAGAAGGACCAGGCACGCCGUAUAGAUUUGGAUUGAUUUACGAAUUGGCCACCGAAACGAACGCCGCAGUGUUCUUUUCAGAACACAGAUACUAUGGAAAAAUCAUGCCGGACCCUACAAAUUUGAAAUAUUUAAGUUCAAUACAAGCGAUUUAUGACCUUGUUAAUUUAUUGAAAUUUAUCAAAUCCGAUCCAAGAUUUUACUCAUCAAGAGUCGUCGCCUUUGGUGGUUCCUAUUCUGGAAACCUGGCAGCCUGGAUCAGACUCCUGUUCCCUGAGGUAGUUGAUGCAGCUGUAUCGAGUAGUGCACCUGUGUUGGCAAAACAAGACUUUUUUGAGUAUCUAGAAGUUGUAGGCGAAGUUCUGUACAAGUAUGGAUCACCUCAGUGUUAUGAAACAUUGUCGACGAGGUUUGCUUCAUACAAAGAAUUGUUUAAGACGGCCGCAGGGAUUGAUCAAAUAAAGCAAAUGUUUAAUUUGUGUCCUCAAGUCGAUUUCACAAAAAAAGAAAAUAUAAUGUUUUUUUUUCUUCGAAUGACGGGUUUUAUAAUGGGAUUAGUUCAACAAUCACAGGAACGUGUUGCAAUUCAAAAUUUUUGCAACAGUUUAUCAAUGGCAGAAAUUCAUUCAAAUCAAUGUAUUAAUGUCGAUUUCAAUUAUUACAUUAAAUAUUUAUCAGUUACACAUAGUUAUAUGUGGAUAUACCAAACUUGUACUGAAUUUGGAUAUUUCCAAACAGGUAACUCUGGGAAACAACCUUUUGGAAAUGUUAUCUCUGUGGAUAUGUAUUUAGCUAUAUGCAAAGGAUUAUUUGGUCCUCAAUUUAGUGAACAAACAGUUGAUAUGGCUAUCGCCCAUACUAAUAAGAUGUAUGGUGGCUUAAGUCCUAAUUUGAGUAAAGUUAUGUUUGUUAAUGGAAACCGAGAUCCUUGGGCUGCGUUGGGUAUUAAGCAAAGUUUGUCUGCAGCUGCACCUGCAGUAGUUAUUGAUGAUGCAAGCCAUUGCUCGGAUUACUAUGUCCAACCACAUAACGCUGAUGCGAGAAUGAAGUGGGAUCUGAUAAAAAGCAUAGUGAAACCCUGGAUCAGCCAGUGAUACUAGCUAUGCGGACAUAAUAGACCGACUACGGAAAGACUACAGAACCGGGUGAAAGAUCUAAAUUAAAUAAAAAGCAAUUGAAAAACAA